AUGGUGCUGCGCGGUGUCCUGAGUGGGCCGGGCCUCACCGCCUCCUCCUUGGGCUCGCGGGCGGAUCGGGACACUCGUCCUGCGGGUGUCGGCGUCGCCGCCGCCGCGUCUCUUUCUUCUGGGUGCCACUGGUUGGCCUAUGCCCCCCAUCCAGCCCCGGGAGCGGCGGCGGCGACAACGGCAGCAGGUGAACGGUGUGCCAAAGACGCCUGCGCGGCCUACGUGGAGCUCGCCCAGGGAGCUCUACGGAGCGCGGGAGGGGCCAACCACGAAGUUGCCCUGGCACAUGCGCGCUCGGGGUGUCGCUCCCGAACGCAGCAGCGGCGAGUAAUACGCCGCGUUACGCGCUGCCCCAAUUCACUGCGUACAGAGAUAGAUACCUUCCGAGCUGGGGCGAGGGCUGCUCUGAGCACUGCAGUGACGCACACCCAAACUUUGGCGCUGCGGAGUCCCGCGGGGAGGCACACUUGGGCCAUCUGUGGACCCCUAUAUCCAUCUCAGCAACUGCCUCUGUGCCCCAACCACCAACUAGUACAACUCAGCAGCAGGUCCAACCCAGACCGGUUAUGCAUGCAGCUGGAAGAAGUUGUCCCCAACCUGUCAGAUGAAGAGGUUUCUGUUGGACAACUCCUCUGA
Mustela erminea (ermine) is the source of this 636-nucleotide messenger RNA. RefSeq lists its product as uncharacterized. The transcript has 4 exons. The coding region runs from base 1 to 636 and encodes 211 amino acids. NCBI's taxonomy places the organism in Eukaryota, Metazoa, Chordata, Mammalia, Carnivora, Mustelidae. The record is from RefSeq and is a predicted model, not a curated record.